GAUUCCAGGAAAUCAAAAGGUCUAUCGAUAUCGAUGACUGCAAAUCGACGCGCACAAAAUAUAGGCAAAUACGAAUUUAUUUAAAGCAUAUUCUUAAAGAUUGGUUCACCGUUAAUCCCCCAACGACGCCCCCAAAAUGGCGGAUCAUAAGUACAAGCUCUUCAAUGCGGUCGAUCCGAGCAAAGUAAAAGUUCCCUUCAAUCAAAAGUUCGCCAAUUUGACGCUAUCCUCCCAUAAAAAACGACAGCAGGUGUCCCAUGUGCCAAAGGAUCAGCCAGAAAAGAGGAAUUCCCGGGAAAUAAGGAAUAAGGAACUGUCAGCAGAUCCCAUGCGUGAAAAUGUGGGUGCUCCGCCCUGCGGAGCAAAUACGGAACUCGACAAUUCCGAUUACAUGGAAGCCUUGCAGUUGAGCGCCGACGGCUGCAGCCAGAAUGUAGACGAUGUGGGCGAUGUAGAGAUACUGUCCGCCGGCAUUAGCAAUUUGAAAGUGCAGUCGACCAAGCCGGAGAUCUCUAUUUGCAUUUCUUCCACCACUGAAGAGAACAUAUCCGGCGACGACGACGCCGCCUCCUGCAUCACCAUAUCCGAUUCUAGUGAGGAUGAGGAAGAACCCUUGCCGCCCGAUAGCAUGACAGUGAGCGAACGGGAAAGUGUACCUAAUCCCGGUCAGGAAAACAUACCACCGCCCAUGCUCACAACCGAAAAAGUGCAGCGUAUCGAGGCUUUUCUGCGCGAUGUGUCCAUCGAGCGACACGAGAUGGAGUGCAAUGGCCCAUUGACACCACCCCCCCUCUUAUCUAGCAAGCGGCAAUCCCGUCUAGCUGAGGCAGAAACCGAAUCCAUGUCGCCCACCGACGAGGACUGGCAACCACCCGUUACCAGGCCGAUUUACAAUAGCACACAACUGGCGAACGACGAUACGCAGGUGAAUACCAUCUGCUCAGCAGAUGUCACUCGAUUGGAUAGCAGCAAGCGAUUGGCAGACGACGAAACAGAGGCGAAUACUCUCGGAUCGGAGGAUCUUGAGCCCACAGACAGCAGCAAGCGUUUAGCAGGCAAUGACACCGAACUCAAUACCCUGUGUUCAGAUAACUCUGGGACUCAUGACCAGACGAUCCACGACAAGGAGCCACUUCCUGAUGAAUCAAUUGAAAUACCGGAAACAAGCAGCGAGGGCGAGCCUACGCCGCAAAGGGCUAGCUCUGGUUCAUCGACAUCGGAAGAGGAUGAUGAACACGAUUCAAUUCAAGUCAGCAAUAUUAAUAUUUCAGCAAAGAUCAACAUUAAAAUCAGCAUUCCCACUAUGGAGUCGAGUUCGGCGGAGGACGAGGAUGAGCAUUACUCUUUGCCGAGGACCACAAAGUCCCUGCUCAACUCUGAGGAGGUGCAACACCAAGAGCACCAUCAGCAAGAGUGUCAGAAAGCAGCCCACCAAAAAUCCAUGGUGUCUGUGGAUAGUGCUUCCGAGGAUGAGCAGUUUCUCACCCACGCAGAAAAGCUGCUCAAUCAAUUGUAUGGCAAGUCUUGGCAAACACCAGAUGUUAUUCGUACUCUAAAGCGUUCCAGUGGUAGUGGGGGAAAGAAGGAUCCCCCGAGGCCCAUGACCACCGCUAAAAAGAAGCAGCCUAGGCCAGACGAAAGUGUUCUCGGGGACUUUAGCAUAUUUACCAGAGCCCUGCGCUCAAAUCAGACGCCUUUAAACUCGACUCGCCUGCCUCCCGUUCGCGCUGUCCAAACAGAGAGACGUCCGCGUACUCAAAAGCCAUUGACACGACCGCGCACCAAUCAUGUGGACGAGGAUCGCUGGCGCAAGCUUAUAGAUUCCGACAGCGGAACAGACGCCUCCGACGAUGAGGAUGCAGAUGCCACUUUCAGUGAAAGCGGUAGUGAUAGCGACAGUGCUUCAGGCAAGGAAAACAAGCAAAAUGGUGGCGACCUUACUUAUCUGGACUUGACCAAAGACGAGGUGGAGGUGGUCAGCAAUCCUGACCAGGAUGCGCCGUCGCCAAAAUUGCAUCGUCGCCUGGACGAUAUACUGCGCUCCUGUCGCGCCAGCGUUAAGGCGAAAGUGCCUGUCACGCCUGCGCCCAAGACAAACAUUCGUCGUCAACUUUUUACGCCUAACACUGGAUUCGAGAGCGAUAUUCAAGCUAAAGAGAUAGUGGACAGGGCGUUGAACUUGGACAUGCUGGAAGAACUAGAGAACGACUACCUACCAGGUAGUCUAGUCUACAGGCGAGUGCAGGAGGUAAAAAAGCAGCUUGGCAUUGGGCAGCAAGGUCAGGCAACGCCUCAGCAAAGCUCGGUUCUCAAGUUGCUUACGCCGAAAACGGCUCCGCCUAAAACCACUGCACCGCUCGAAACAAUCGCCACGCCAAAACCUACUGAUCCGCCGAAAUCUACAGCUCGCAAACCUAGGAAGAAGAAAGAGCUCUUACCUCUUACGACCGAUGGCAAGUGCGGCUUCCUGAAAUCCCUGGAAAAACAAGUGACCCGCGAUAGGGCGGAUAACGAGGCCUACAUCUAUCGGGAAAACUUCGCAAGGCAUAAGGAUCAGCUGACCCAGCACCUGUACAAGAUGUUUAAUGCACAGGUAUUCAAUAACGAGCUGGAUGUGCCCAUCACCUGGUCCAAAUUGCUGCGCAACACUGCCGGGCGGUGCAUGAACAAGCGCAAACUAAACCAGCGUAGCAGUGUGGUGGAACUGAGCGUCAAAGUGCUGACUACCGCGGACCGCCUGCGUUGCACCUUGAUACACGAACUCUGCCAUGCUGCGGCCUGGGUGUUCAAUGGCGAGGGUGGACACGGUCGGGUGUGGAAGAUGUGGGCCCAAAGAGCCAACGAUAAGUUUCCCGAUCUACCACAGAUUAAGGUCUGUCACAACUAUAGCAUUGAUUUCAAGUAUACUUACAAGUGCCUAAGCUGUGACAAAGCUUCACACGCUCAUUCCCGAUCCCGCAAGGUGGAGGAUUUACGCUGCAGAAUCUGUCGGGGACCCAUCACACUGUUCCUGAACAAAAAGGACAAGCACGGAAACACCGUAUCCACGCCAGCGGGCGAGGCAAAGGGAUUUGCUAAGUUCGUUAAGGACAACUUUCAGAAGCACAAGCGUGACAACAUGACCGCCGCCCAGGUGAUGCGCAUUCUAAGCGUGGAGUACGCCAAGCAUAAAGGUCAGCCGGCGGCGGAGACAGCGGCGUCGAUCGCCAGCCGAGUGGAAACAUUGACACUGGACGAUUAGUCCAACUAGCAGGGAAUUAGAGACAAGAGGCUGGGUUCUCAUUGAAGUUUUUGCUUUCUCCUGUUAAUGGUGUUGUAAACCAUAAAUCAUUAUAUUUAUAUCAUAGACAAUUUGAAAAACUUAAGUGAGAUCUCAGUUCAUGCGAAGUCGAUACUUGUAUAUUUUGUUUAAUAUAUUUUUUCUUAACCAAGAAACAAGGUUUCCAUUAAAGUUUAAGGGAGAUUUGAAACCCAGUGUUCUGUAGCUCGUUUUUACAUAGCCGGUGCCGGCUGUCGGUGUUGGUAAAGGUAAAGCUUUGACUCAUUACUUUAUACAGUGAAAGAGUUUGUUUGUUCAAGAGUUAAUAUAUGCCUAGUACAACUUACGAAAUAAAUGUUUUGCACAA
This is a messenger RNA of Drosophila erecta, 3626 nucleotides long. RefSeq lists its product as uncharacterized. The transcript has 5 exons. Gene Ontology annotation, cellular component: nucleus. The record is from RefSeq and is a predicted model, not a curated record. Lineage: Eukaryota; Metazoa; Arthropoda; Insecta; Diptera; Drosophilidae. Bases 137 to 3241 code for a protein of 1034 amino acids.